ACAGACCCGGAGGAUGUGCUGAGUGUGAGCAUUCCUCUGGAGGAGCCACAGCGUCCUCUACUGGGAGCAACGUUGGUACUACCGUGUUACUUUGAGGACCACACUGUCCCAGACCCAGGAGCUCCCACCAUCGCUCCCCUCGCUCAUCGCAUCAAAUGGAGCCUUGUCACCAAAGAAAAGGUCACGACUAUACUGGUGGCCUUGGAAGGUCAGGUGCGUAUCAGCGAGAGCUACAUGGAUAGAGUUCAUCUGGUGGGCUACCCCAUGACUUCUACAGAUGCUAGCAUCAAGAUAUCUGAGCUGCGGUCCAGUGACACAGGAGUCUACCGCUGUGAGGUUCAGCACGGCAUCGAGGACAACCACGACAUCGUCCAUGUGCAGGUUCAAGGUUUGGUGUUCCACUACCGAGCAAUCAUAGGCCGCUACAGUUUGACUUUUGAAAAGGCGAAGGCAGUAUGCACCCAGAACAGUGCGGUCAUGGCUUCACCUGAACAGCUUCAAGCAGUCUACGAUGAUGGAUUCCACCAGUGUGACGCUGGCUGGCUCUCUGACCAGACAGUCAGGUACCCGAUCCAUGAUCCUCGUGUGAACUGCUAUGGCGACAAAGAGGAGCUGCCUGGGGUCAGGACAUACGGAGUGAGAGACCUCAAUGAGACUUAUGAUGUCUACUGCUUCACUCAGAAGAUGACAGGCAGAGUUUUCUACACCGCUUCUGCAGAAAAGUUCACCUUCUCUGAGGCUGUGGUUGCAUGCUCCAAUCAGGGAGCUGAGUUGGCCACUACUGGACAGCUCUACUUGGCUUGGCAGGGUGGGAUGGAUGUCUGUAACGCCGGCUGGCUGGGAGACAGGAGCGUCCGCUACCCCAUCAAUAUCCGUCGGCCACAGUGUGGAGGGGGUCUGCUGGGGGUGCGAACUGUUUACCUUCACACAAACCAGACAGGAUACCCACAUCCUGAGUCUCGCUACGACGCCUUCUGCUACACAGAGUCCCCUGAUGAGGAAGGUUCAGGCAUCAUAGAAGAGGGAAGUGGCGUGCUGAGUGUUACCACGGUGACAGGGAGCCCAGAGGUGUUCUUUAGGAGGACAACUACAGAGAGCGAGGCAAUCGGAGAGGUGGAUACUCAGCAGCCUACCAUAGUGGACUUCACCUACACAGAGAGCCCUACCGAGCUGCCACUGCCUCCGCCGCCAAACGUCACUGAGUUGAUCAUUGACCUGAUAGAGCCAGCCACCGCCCGGCCCGACACACGCAGGGAGCCAAGCAAAGGCUUUGUGACGCCUCCAACUGGUGUGGUGUUCCAUUAUCGGUCAGGCUCCGACCGCUAUGCUUUCACAUUCGUUGAGGCCCAGCUGGCCUGCCAGAGUGUCGGAGCCUACAUUGCCACGCCAAAGCAGCUGCAGGCAGCAUAUGAGGCUGGAUAUCACCAGUGUGAUGCAGGAUGGUUACUGGAUCAGACUGUAAGGUAUCCCAUUGUUUUUCCUCGAGAUAAGUGUGCUGGAGAUCUGGGGGAUCAACCUGGAGUUCGGUCAUAUGGUUUGAGGCCAGCAGACGAGAAAUAUGAUGUAUACUGUAACAUUGAUGGACUGAAAGGUGAGGUUUUCCAUGUGGGCUCCGCUGAGGGUCUCACCUAUGAUGAGGCUGCUUCUCGCUGUCAAGAGCAGAACGCUGUAUUGGCCUCCACCGGAGAGCUGUACGCAGCCUGGAAAAUGGGUUUCGACAAGUGCCGAGCUGGCUGGCUAGUUGAUCAUAGCGCCCGCUAUCCAAUUAACAAACCCCGUAUUGGAUGUGGAGCUGGGAAAUCAGGAGUACACACAGUGUACACGCACCCCAACCAGACAGGCUUCCCUGAACUUGAAGCCAGAUUUGAUGCAUACUGUUUCAGAGCGGAUAUUCUACUUAUUGCAAAUGAAACUGGACUGAAUAUCACAGAUAUCCAAGAGGCCCUUCUUAACCUAACAUCAAUUACUGAUUUGUUGAGGCCUGCUGUUCCUUCCAUCGUCUCUCCUAUCCCUGUGGAGACUUCAGGCUCUGGCUCUGGCUCAGCAGACUUUGGCUCAGGGUCUGCGGUUGAUGGUGCCUCUGGGGGUCACUCUGGAGAUCUGUCUGGAUCUGGAGAUCUGUCUGGUUCUGGACAUCAAGUCACCUCUGAAGAUAAAUCUGGUUCUGGAGAUUUGUCUGGUUCUGGAGACUUGUCUGGUUCCGGAGAUCAGGUCACUUCUGAAGAUAAAUCUGGUUCUGGAGACUUGUCUGGUUCCGGAGAUCAGGUCACCUCUGAAGAUAAAUCUGGUUCUGGAGACUUGUCUGGUUCCGGAGAUCAGGUCACCUCUGAAGAUAAAUCUGGUUCUGGAGACUUUUCUGGUUCCGGAGAUCAGGUCACCUCUGGACAUCAAUCUGGUUCUGGAGACUUGUCUGGUUCCGGAGAUCAGGUCACCUCUGGACAUCAAUCUGGUUCUGGAGACUUGUCUGGUUCCGGAGAUCAGGUCACCUCUGUAGAUAAAUCUGGUUCUGGAGACUUUUCUGGUUCCGGAGAUCAGGUCACCUCUGGACAUCAAUCUGGUUCUGGAGACUUUACUGGUUCUGGAGACUUUACUGGUUCUGGAGACAUGGCAGGCAGUGCCAGUGCUGAUCUGCCCAGUGGAUUGGGUUUCACCAGUGCAGAUGCAUCUGGAUCAGCACACAGUGGAGAAGGAUUCAGCAUCAAUGUUGUUUUUUCAGGCAUUGACAGCAUUGUCUCUGGAGAGGGCUCAGCUUUAGGAGGACUCCAAGAAGCUGGAGAGGGAAGCACAGGAAUCUUUAUCUUCCCUUCAUCUGAAGCAGGCUCUGGAGUGCUAAGUGGUAGCGGGGACCUGUCUGGAUCUGGAUCUGGUUUCAGCUCUGCGGAGAGUGGCUCUUCAAUAGACAUCUCUGGAGAAAAUGGACAAUUCUCUGGCAUGUCGUCCGGUUUCAUCACGGACAAUGACUUUUCUGGGUUCAAUGGUUUCCCCUCAGGAUUCUCCUCUGGAAGUGCUAGUGGACAGUCGGGACAGCUUUCGGGAAGUGGAAACACACAGAUCUUACUGAUAGAUGGUAAACUGCUCGAUGCAUCCACCCCAAUUACCCACAAGGAGUAUGAGCUUGGUGGAGGCCUACUGGCAUUCAGUGGCUCUGGAGACAUUUCAGGAUCUGGGAUCCUCAGUGGCGAUCUCAGUGGCUCGGACUCUGGAAGUGGCUCUGGCUUCUUCUCAGGCGUGACCUUUGUGGGGUCAGGUUUCACUGACCUUACAGUGUCAUCCUCUAGGGAGCAAGAGGCCUCUGGGUUUUUACUCUAUAGCUCCGGACAGGGAAGUGGUGGACAUUUGUCUGGAUUUGGAAGCUCAAGUUUCAUCGCUGGGUCUGGAUCGGGAAUGUCUGGAUCUGAGUCGUCAACGAGCGAGGUAUCCGGAGACAAUACACUGUCUAUAGAGCUUGGACAGGGGUCAGUGGAGUACAGCGGAGAAGUAAGUAGUAGUGGAAGUGGCUUCUACUCUGGCAGCGGUGACAACCAAUUCACCACGGCCAGUGGCUCUUCUUCCGGAGCUUUCUCUGGAGAUCUGCCACAGCUCGUGCUGCCCUCUCCAUCCAGUGAGUGGGCUCUGACAGAGAGCACCAAAGGGCCACAGGAGGCCCUUAGCGGGGUUGAACUGUCACAGACCCCUGUCACAGACAUCUUUGGAACUCCCCACCCUGUGCUUGCCCCCGCAGGACUGGCUGCACCUCCCACCACAGCUUCACCAGCCUCUGUGCAGACACCAGGCAUUGUUAAAGAAACUGAUUCAGUGGAGGGUUUUAACCCAUGUGAGCCCAACCCCUGUGGUACUACUUCAUGCACAGUAGAGGAUCGGGUUGCUCUCUGCCAUGAGGUAGAUGUGUGCCAUCCCAACCCUUGUACCAAUGGAGCCACCUGUGUGGAGAGUGCAGACUCUUACAAAUGCUUAUGCCUGCCCAGCUACGGAGGGGAACGCUGUGAGAUCGAUGAGCAGCAGUGUGAAGACGGUUGGACUAAGUUUCAGGGGAACUGCUACCUGCACUUCUCUGACAGAGAGACGUGGUUGGACGCAGAGCAGCACUGCCGGGACAUGAACGCCCACCUGGUCAGCAUCAUCACCCCAGAGGAGCAGGACUUUGUCAAUUCAAACGCACAGGACUACCAGUGGAUCGGACUCAACGACAAGACAGUAGAGAAUGAUUUCCGCUGGACAGAUAGCACUCCACUGCAAUACGAGAACUGGAGGCCGAACCAGCCAGAUAAUUACUUCAACUCUGGAGAAGACUGUGUGGUGAUGAUCUGGCAUGAGAACGGCCAGUGGAACGACGUGCCCUGCAACUACCACCUGCCGUUUACCUGCAAGAAAGGCCCCGUGUCCUGUGGCGCCCCGCCGGAGGUGGAGAAUGCUCGCAUGUUUGGUAACAAGAGGGAGGAAUACCCCUUCAACUCCAUCAUCCGGUAUCAGUGCAGCCCAGGGUUCUUGCAGCGCCAUCCUCCGGUGGUUCGCUGUAAGGCAGACGGACAGUGGGAGAAACCCCAAGUGGAAUGUACUGAUGUGAAAGCCAGAAAAAGAAUACAGCGGAGGAGCAGCAGGAGUCUGACAGCCGGCGGCAAGCUUCACUAAAAAGGAAAAGAAGAGGAAUUAAUUAUUUAAGAACAUUUGCAGCACACGGAAAUCCAUUUUC
Messenger RNA from Cottoperca gobio, 4690 nucleotides. Its product is annotated as aggrecan core protein-like. Gene Ontology annotation, cellular component: perineuronal net; synapse. Gene Ontology annotation, biological process: glial cell differentiation; skeletal system development; positive regulation of neuroblast proliferation. The record is from RefSeq and is a predicted model, not a curated record. NCBI's taxonomy places the organism in Eukaryota, Metazoa, Chordata, Actinopteri, Perciformes, Bovichtidae. Gene Ontology annotation, molecular function: calcium ion binding; hyaluronic acid binding.